Drosophila kikkawai is the source of this 2663-nucleotide messenger RNA. RefSeq names its product endoplasmic reticulum metallopeptidase 1. Lineage: Eukaryota; Metazoa; Arthropoda; Insecta; Diptera; Drosophilidae. The record is from RefSeq and is a predicted model, not a curated record. Gene Ontology annotation, molecular function: metalloexopeptidase activity. Gene Ontology annotation, biological process: proteolysis.
CUCUGGUGCGGUUGUAUAUAUAUCAGUUCGAUUCGGGACCGAGUCGCGUGCGAUCUGAAGAUGACUUUUUCCACCGUGGACAUCACAGCCGAUAAGGAUGGCGGCAAGUCCAGGGACAAGAAGUGGCCCUGGUUCGGAGCUCCUCUCUAUGCAGCCGCUGCCUUUGCCCUCUUUUAUGCCGCCGUUCUGCCCAGCUUCCACAGCUACCCAAAGAUGCUUUACGUGAGCGAGGAGGCCCAGCAUCCGGACGAGUUUAUUGGUGAGCGGGCAAUGCGGCAGCUGGCCGAGUACUCGGCGAUUGGAAACAAGAUGAGCGGCUCCAUUAACAACGAAGUCCAUGUGGUCGACUUCCUGCUGCGAGAAAUUCAAAAGAUCAUUGACGAAGCCCGCACGGAUCUGUACGACAUUGAGGUGGACAAGCAGUACGCUUCUGGCGGCUUCUAUCUCUGGGAUAUGACCAUUGCCUACAGGAACCUCUCCAAUGUGGUAGUGAAAAUCUCCCAGAAGAGUUCCACCAACGAUAAUUAUUUGCUGGUUAAUUCCCACUACGACUCGGAAGUGGGAACACCUGCUGCCGGCGAUGAUGGCGUCAUGGUGGUAGUCAUGCUGGAAACCCUCCGAGUGAUCUCACGUUCGGAGAAACCCCUUAUCCACCCGGUGGUCUUCCUGUUCAAUGGUGCAGAAGAGGCAUGCAUGCUGGGCUCCCAUGGAUUUAUUACCGAACACAAAUGGGCCAAGAAUUGCAAAGCCUUGGUCAAUCUGGACUCCACUGGAGCUGGCGGACGCGAAGUUCUCUUUCAGACAGGACCCAACCAUCCUUGGCUGGCCAAGUACUACCAUCAGAACGUGCCCCAUCCCUACGCCCAAACCCUGGCCGAAGAGCUAUUCCAAAACAACUUUAUUCCAUCGGACACAGACUUCCGCGUGUUCCGCGACUAUGGCGGUGUUCCCGGCCUAGAUAUGGCUAGUGUAAUGAAUGGAUAUGUGUACCACACGAAGUUUGAUAAUUUCCGGAACGUGGAGCGUGGCACAUACCAGUCGACGGGAGAGAACGUACUGCCCCUGGUCUGGGCCCUGGCCAAUGCUCCUGAAUUGGAUGACACUGCCGCACACGAAAAGGGUCACACCGUCUACUUCGACUUUAUGGGCUGGUUCAUGCUGACCUAUACAGAAUCUGUGAGCAUAGCCAUCAAUUGGGUGGUUUCUGUGGCCGCCUUCGUCUGCAUUGGCACCUCGGUGUGGAUCAUGACCCUUGACAAUAGCUCGGAUGCCCCAAAGGCAGUCAUCAUGCGAUUCGGCAUCAUCUUUCUGGUGCAGGCGGGUACCUUCUUCGUGGCCUGCGGCUUGACGAUUCUGGUGGCUGUCUUCAUGCAGGGCGUGGGACUAGCCGAGUCCUGGUUCUAUGGCAAGUGGAUGGCCUUUGGCCUGUACUUCUGCACCCUGUACUUUGCCUUCGGACUGCUGCCCUCGAUUUACAUUGGACUUACUAAGAGAAAGACGAACAUGAAGUUGGAUCAGACCAUUAUGUGCUUCAUGCAUGCCCACUGCAUCCUGCUGGCACUUCUCUGCAUCAUCCUAACCAGCAUGGGAAUCCGCUCCAGCUACUUUUUCAUGGUGGCCAUCUUUUUCUACGCCAUUUCGGUGUUGGUACAGAUCGUCCUUAAGCUGACGCUGAAAAAGAGCUACUUUGUGACGGUUCACUUGCUGUGUCAGAUCCUGCCUUUCUGCUUUUACACAUAUAUCUGCUAUGCCACACUCGUGACUUUUGUGCCCAUGCAGGGUCGCGAUGGUCCCGACAGUAGUCCUGAUAUUAUGGUCUCUGUAUUUGUCAUUGCCACAGGAAUCAACUAUGCUGGCUUUGUCAUUCCCAUCAUGCACAAGUUCCGCAAACCCAAGAUCAUAUUCUCCUCCUUCGGCGUGCUUACGAUUAUAUUCAUUAUAAUGGCUGCCACUUCGGCAGGUUUUCCGUUUGUAAAGGAAGUGGCACCUCAGAGGUAUUACGUAUUGCACACCCUGCGAACCUUCCACAAUUUGGAUGGUACCACCAAGCAAGAUUCUGGUUUCUAUAUUCAGCCAGUGGAUACCCGUAUUCACGAACUGGAUGACACCACUUUCAAGAAUGUGGAGCCUGCCAGUUGGACAGCAGCUACCUGUGCCGCCGAACCCUUCUGCGGUCUGCCGCUUUACAGUGGUCGUUGGGUAGACUGGAAAGACUCUGCUCUUUGGAUCUAUAGCUCUCCACCUGUACUUCCAAUAGAUAUAGAGCUCACCCAGGUAUCCAAAGAAUCCCUGCCAAAUAACAAAGUGCGCUUCGAGUACAGCCUAAAGUCUAGUGAUCGAGUUAUGAUGUACAUAGCUCCCUUCGAUAAUGUCAGGGUCACGGACUGGUCCUUUGACCGGACUCCCCUGGAUGAAGGACACACUCCACCCUAUCUGAUCUAUUACAUUUACUCACUAAUGGAGGAGCCAUUCAACUUUUGGGUGGAGCUUGAACACGAGGAAAGCAAUACCAAUGGACCGUACUUCAAGCUGGUGGUCAGCGAGCACUUUGAAUACCAUCCAGAGCACUACACCGAGGACUACAAGGAGUUCCUUGCCACUUUCCCCGAUUGGACCUACACCACCGACUGGUUCUCGGCCCUGGAGAGCUGGGUAGUCUAGGC